GAGGAAACUACAAAAGCUGUAGCAUUGCAUAAUAUUCAUGAAGAAGAUUUCUUUUAUGAGCUUGAUAAAUUUUCUAUAUUUGAUCAAUUUUGUAAUGGAAUCAAUAAUAAUUUAAGUUUCAAACGUAGAGAAAUCAAAGACCUUUGCAUUAAACUAGUACAUCAUCUAGAUAUGUUAAGUCAAGCGGGUGAUUCCGAACGUAAUAAUUACUGCAAUUACAUACGUUAUUGUUUAUAUGAACAAAUAAGUGAAAUUCAUACUAACAAAUCUGCAAAGAUUGAUGAUGCACAUAUGAUGAUUUCU
Molecule: messenger RNA, 303 nt
Organism: Plasmodium cynomolgi strain B
Lineage: Eukaryota; Apicomplexa; Aconoidasida; Haemosporida; Plasmodiidae
Product: CYIR protein
Exons: 1
Source: RefSeq, a predicted model, not a curated record